AUGACGGCCGAGCAAUUUAACGAAGGUCUACCGAAAGAACUCAUGCUGUUUUCUCUACCACCCACCCAGACCGGUGUAGAGAAGGUGUAUUUUGUCGACUGUCGACUAGUCUCUCAAAUCUCGGGGAGUGGACCGAUCGAAUUCCAUAUAUCGGGACAGUCUAGCGAUUACUUGGAUCUACGCAGAAGUCAACUAUUCGUCAAGACUCGUAUACUCAAACAAGAUGGAUCGCCAUUGGUUGCAAACGAAAGCACAGCAUUCGUAAAUAUCCCUUUACAUAGUCUCUGGGGACAAGUGGACGUGUCGCUACAGGGAAAGAUCUUAUCAGGAAACUCGGGCAAUUACGCGUAUAAGGCCUACAUACAGAGUUUGUUGAAUUAUGGAACAUCUACGAAGGCAACGCAACUCUCCGCUCAACUGUAUUACCAGGACACGCCCGGCAGCAUGGACGAGACCGACCCCGACGGUGCCAACAGCGGCUUGUUCAGCCGUAAUGAAUUCACUAAAGAUAGUUUAUCCGUUGAUCUGAUUGGUCCGCUUGCCGAGGACCUCUGUCGCCUCGAUCGAUAUAUCUUAAAUGGAGUCAACGUGGAGAUAAAACUCUACAGAAACAGAAACGCCUUUGUACUGAUGUCGGGGGAGAGCAAUCCUAACUAUCAAAUAGAGCUACAGGAAGUGAUAUUCCGCGCAUGUCGGGUACAGGUCAAUCCCGGCGUGUUAGUCGGUCUUAAUAAAGCACUAGAGAUAUCACCAGCCAAGUAUCCUUUUGUCAAGACGGAGAUUAAGACGGCUUCUGUCCAGGGGCCUGGCGAGGAGACUGGUGAAUCGAAUCGAUAG
This is a messenger RNA of Pecten maximus, 837 nucleotides long. RefSeq lists its product as uncharacterized. The transcript has 2 exons. Bases 1 to 837 code for a protein of 278 amino acids. NCBI's taxonomy places the organism in Eukaryota, Metazoa, Mollusca, Bivalvia, Pectinida, Pectinidae. The record is from RefSeq and is a predicted model, not a curated record.